This is a messenger RNA of Limanda limanda (common dab), 793 nucleotides long. It is a transcript of the gene snx10b, whose product is annotated as sorting nexin 10b. Gene Ontology annotation, molecular function: phosphatidylinositol binding. The record is from RefSeq and is a predicted model, not a curated record. The transcript has 5 exons. NCBI's taxonomy places the organism in Eukaryota, Metazoa, Chordata, Actinopteri, Pleuronectiformes, Pleuronectidae. Gene Ontology annotation, biological process: intracellular protein transport. Bases 23 to 640 code for a protein of 205 amino acids.
GAGAGCCUCUCCUGUCUUCUCCAUGCAGCAGGUGGUCAGUGUCUGGGUGCGAGACCCACGGAUACAAAAGAAUGACUUCUGGCACGCCUUCAUAGACUAUGAAAUUUGUUUACAUACCGACAGCGUCUGCUUCACCAAGAAGGUCUCCGCCGUGAGGAGGAGGUACAGCGAGUUUGUAUGGCUGAGGCAGAAACUACAAGCAAACUCACAGCUAAUGUCUCAGCUUCCUGAGCUGCCCGGGAAGAAUCCCUUCUUCAGCCUGAACAACGCCAGACAGAUAUCUGAUCGUAUGACAGGGCUCCAGGAUUUCCUGAAACAGAUCCUGCAGAACCCUCUGCUGCUGUCAGACAGCUGCUUGCAUCUCUUCCUGCAGUCAAAGCUCAGCGUGUCCAAGAUCAAGGCCUGUGCUGCUGGAAGGACCCACUUCUCUGUGGCGCAGGCGGUGCAGGGCUGUGGUCUGAGGAGAUUCAACUCCGAAGACGAUCUGCAGAAGAUACGCUGCUACUCUGACUCUGACAACUCAGAUCCAGGGCCUCAGAUGAAAGAUUUGGAAAUAAAGAAAGCAGCGAGUGCAGCUUCACUCGGCCUCAUGGGAAGCAGCCAGGAGGAAUCUCUCAGCAGCUCAUCUGACUCUACAUGAAAACAUCCUCCUCAUCCCGUGAGGAGGAACGCUGGCUGUUACCCCAUCACACUGCACUUUUGGAAACUUGUUUUCUCUUAAUUAUUGUCUUAACAUUUAUGCAUUCCUGUUCGAAACAUUUUCAGUGAAUAACAAUAAAAGAAUAUCCAAGAA